Oncorhynchus mykiss (rainbow trout) is the source of this 1292-nucleotide messenger RNA. RefSeq lists its product as uncharacterized. The record is from RefSeq and is a predicted model, not a curated record. Lineage: Eukaryota; Metazoa; Chordata; Actinopteri; Salmoniformes; Salmonidae.
GAAGUUUGCAGAAGCUCUUGCAGACAGAAAGCAGCAAACGCCAAAGAUGAAGAGAAGGCUGUAUGGAUAGAAAAAGAGAGGGUGGGGAGAAAGGAGAGCGAGGAGUUUAGACUUCUGUACCGUUUCCUCUCUCUUCAGUCUUUCUGUCGGUUUUUCUUUGCGCGCGUUGUCUCUCUUCUCUUCUUCUCUCCCCAGUUUUUCUCAACCUGUUCAUCUCCAGAAUGGAUGGAAGGCUAGUUCUUACCAUCCUGGUCCUGUGUGUCAAGAAUGUUGUAACCUUUGAAAACACGACAUCCACCUCCCAACCUCUCACACCAUCCGACUCCACUCCUGCUACCCCCGCUCCCACCACUUCCUGUGUGUGUAAUAUCUCCACUUCCUGUUCCCCUCCGACCAAGCCCGAGUCUCCGCCACCUGCGCUGGCCGUUGUCAAGAUCAAAUGGCAAGCAAAGUCCUGUAAGGGGGACGUACACCUGUGUCUCCUCUUGGGUGGAGACACCUGUCUCUCCACCCAUUCCUUACCACUCUGCUUUAACAGUUGGGCCAAUCUUAGCCUUGAACUGGCAGAAUCGUGUGAGAGGAAGGGCUGCGGGGGCUCCGCAAAGUGGACUAAGACCCCUGCUAGCUCUGAGGGUUACCAGAUCGGUAGGGAUGGAAGGGUUACCAAUAACUCCUGUACAACACUGAGGAUCCAAUGCGAAGUCGUCCCAGAUCAGUUAGUAGGCUAUAAGGUGGUGACUGGACUGCUGUGUGUUCUGGUGCUGGUGGUGCUGAUGGUGCGUUUCGGGCAGCCCUCCCUCAAGGCCCUCCGUAAGAGAUUGUCAGACAAGAGACAGAGUCGGUGGAUCGGACCUACGCAGAGCCAAAGUGUCUCCUACCAUAGAGGGAAGGCUGGACUCCAACUUAACGACAACACAGACAAGAGACACUCCUACCCUGGAUUGGAGAGGCUGACGGUGAACACUAGCCGAGAGCCGUCGUCUAACAGAAACAGUGAUUAUGACUCUUAUAACUUGUGAUCAUCAUCAUCAUCAUCAUCAGUCAUAUUCUCCAUCCUCUAUGACAAAAUACUGUACAUGUAUUUUUUUUAUUUUUUUUUAUGCUAAAUGUAAUAUUUUUUUAUGUUAAAUGUAAUAUUUUUUUAUGCUAAAUGUAAUAUUUUUUUAUGCUAAAUGUAAUAUUUUUUUAUGCUAAAUGUAAUAUUUUUUUAUGCACAUAAUAUCAUUUUUUGUUGUUGUUUCUGUGUGUAAUUCAAUCGUUCACUUCUUUUAUUGAAUAAAAAGUCAAGUUUG